AUGCAGCAGAAAGAACCCGAAAAUGAGGCAAAUCCUUCGGAUUUGUCGCUGCGGACGAACAAGCUGCGAUACUUGAUUUUGCUGCAGCGCCUGGGUCUCGAGCUGCCGUCUGAUGACGCGAGAAUCCUUGAUUUGAGGCGGCAGCUCCACGAGGUCACUGCUGAGCUCGACUUCAAAAAGGUCUCGUAUGCCCAGGUGAUAGAAAAGGCCCGGCAGCAAGACAAGUCGCUGCAGCAGCAGCAGCAGCAGCUGCAGCAGCAGCUGCUGCGGUUCGAGAAGUUCAUCGCCACCAACACCGAAAAGACCCUCCGAGCGAACCAAAGAGCAGCAGCAGAAAAGGAGACACUUAAGAAGAAGGAGACAGAAUUAAAAAGACUAAAGAGAGAGUUGGAGCUGCAGGAGUUGCUGCUGCAGCAGCAGCAGCAGCAGCUAGCGGACUGUGGGUCUGCGGGCCAGCUGCCAGGGCGCCCCGGAGGCCCCGGAAGCCCCACGCCCCUCAAAUAA
Messenger RNA from Eimeria tenella, 504 nucleotides. RefSeq lists its product as uncharacterized. The coding region runs from base 1 to 504 and encodes 167 amino acids. NCBI's taxonomy places the organism in Eukaryota, Apicomplexa, Conoidasida, Eucoccidiorida, Eimeriidae. The transcript is spliced from 3 exons. The record is from RefSeq and is a predicted model, not a curated record.